Phalaenopsis equestris is the source of this 2098-nucleotide messenger RNA. RefSeq names its product putative clathrin assembly protein At5g57200. The record is from RefSeq and is a predicted model, not a curated record. NCBI's taxonomy places the organism in Eukaryota, Viridiplantae, Streptophyta, Magnoliopsida, Asparagales, Orchidaceae. Gene Ontology annotation, biological process: clathrin coat assembly; vesicle budding from membrane; clathrin-dependent endocytosis. Gene Ontology annotation, cellular component: clathrin-coated vesicle; clathrin-coated pit. The transcript has 15 exons. Gene Ontology annotation, molecular function: 1-phosphatidylinositol binding; clathrin heavy chain binding; SNARE binding. The coding region runs from base 169 to 1920 and encodes 583 amino acids.
AAUACAUCGUAAUUUUAGAGAGGGAGCGUGGGAAGUUUUCUUCUCCGAAUCGUCUCUCUCCUUGUUCUAACCUCUCGAGGGUUAACAGAGAAGGAGAAACGAUAUCUUUGCCUCUCUCUUCUCAAUGGAUUGACGGAUAGAGGGAGAGAAAUAUAGAGAGAAGAGGAAAUGGGGACAUGGAGGAGAGCCUAUGGCGCCCUUAAGGAUUCCACAAGGGUUGGCAUUGCCAAAUUCAGUAGUGAAUUUAAGGAACUGGAUAUUGCCAUUGUGAAAGCAACAAAUCACGAAGAAUGCCCACCAAAAGAACGACACGUUAGGAGAAUAUUUACAUCAAUAUCUGUUGCUCGACCACGGGCUGACAUAGCCUAUUGCAUAUAUGCACUUGCCAAGAGGCUUGCAAAGACUCGCGAUUGGGUGGUUGCAGUCAAAGCUUUGAUUGUGAUUCACAGACUCUUACGAGAAGGUGACCCUUCAUUUAAAGAGGAGCUCUUGAAACAUUCACAGAGGGGACAAAUUUUACAAAUGUCCAAUUUCAAGGACGACUCUAGUCCUUUCGCUUGGGAUUGCUCUGCAUGGGUUCGAACAUAUGCACUCUUUCUAGCUGAAAGACUUGAAUGCUUCGGAAUUUUAAAAUAUGACAUCGAAGCAGAGCGUUUGUUAAAAAAUGUACAAGGUGCUUCCAAGGGCCACAGUAGAACUAGAACUUUAUCUUGUCCGGACCUGCUAGAGCAAAUGCCCGCCAUACAACAAUUACUUCGUCGGCUAGUAGGAUGCCAGCCAGAAGGAGCAGCAUUUGGAAACAAUCUCAUACAAUAUGCGUUGGCAUUGGUUAUAAAAGAGAGUUUCAAAAUCUAUUGUGCCGUUAAUGACGGGAUCAUUAAUCUUGUUGAUAUGUUCUUUGAGAUGUCAAAAUAUGAUGCCAUUAAAGCACUGGAGGUGUAUAAAAUAGCUGGUCAACAGGCAGAAAAUCUUUCCGAGUUCUAUGACUACUGUAAAAACUUGGAACUGGCUAGAAAUUUUCAAUUUCCCACUCUAAGACAGCCACCUCCAUCAUUUCUUGCAACAAUGGAAGAGUACAUAAGUGAAGCUCCAUGUAUGAGCAGUAUUUCAAGUAAGAAUUUGGAGUAUCAAGAGGAAAACAUUCUAACCUACAAAGAAGAUGAGCAUGCUGCUGCGAUAGAGAAUACAGAGCCUUCCGUUGAGGAGGUAAAAGAAGAGGAAGAAGUUGUGGAGGCUGAAAAGCCACUUGAGAUUACAGAAUAUCUUCUGGAUAUUGAAGAGAUAAGAUCCACUGCCGCAGAAAUUGAGCACAAAAAUGCAUUGGCUCUUGCAGUCAUGCAACCUGGGGAUGGCUCAAGGAUAACAUCCACAGAUUUGCUCAGUGGCGAUUCAGGGUGGGAGCUAGCACUGGUCUCUACCCCGAGUACCAACGUCAAAAAUGUUGUAGAAAGCAAACUGGCAGGAGGCUUUGAUAUGCUUUUACUAGAUAGCUUAUAUGAGGAUGCAUCAAGAAGACAACAAAUUGCCGGAGGCACCUACAUUGCCAGUUUCAAUGCCAGUUCAUAUGAGUCAAGGAAUCCAUUCACUAUUUCGAGCGACAUUGCACCUCCAACCAAUGACCAAAUGACUCUAAUGGCACAACACCCACAACAACAGCAAUAUUAUUACCAUCAUCAUCAACAACAACAACAACAAUUUUAUGAUCAACAACAAAGUCAGUUCUAUUACCAGCAACAACAAAUGCCUCAGCACUACCAGCAACAACUUCAUUAUCAACAACAACAAAUGAUGAUGCUGCUGCCUUAUAGCCGUCAAACUCAGAAUUAUCACUUGCAAGUAGGUCCAACAAAUCCUUUUUCUUUUCCGUUCACGGAGUUCUCACAAAAUGCUCCAUCACAAGGCAAUUCAAGUUUGAUUUGAGUGAAUUCCAUUAUUACCCUCAUUUAACAUAUAUUGCAAGUAUUUCUUCAUGUCUUAUCUAAAAAUAUUUGGGUUAUGGUUUUUUUGUUCAUGGAGAGAAUAUCGAUGUUGUUGUUACAAUGAAAGUUAUAUGUCUAUUGCGUUUUGAUUUUCUUGGUGAUGUGCAUAUCCUUGUACA